Hemiscyllium ocellatum (epaulette shark) is the source of this 1703-nucleotide messenger RNA. RefSeq names its product keratin, type II cytoskeletal 8-like. Gene Ontology annotation, cellular component: keratin filament. Lineage: Eukaryota; Metazoa; Chordata; Chondrichthyes; Orectolobiformes; Hemiscylliidae. The coding region runs from base 171 to 1511 and encodes 446 amino acids. The record is from RefSeq and is a predicted model, not a curated record. The transcript has 9 exons.
AACGGGAGCACACUUGCCUCCAGGGCAAACAUCAGAAAGGGGUUUCUGACACUGGCCUUUUUGUUUUGCUACCCUCUUUCGAGCUUCCCCUCUCUUGCCGUUCAUCCAAACUUUCUCUUGACUUUUUUUUACCCCGAUCUUGUAACAAGGGAGAGCCAAUAGAGACCACUAUGUCCGGCCGUAGUAGCUCGUUCCGUUCCCGCUCCCACUUCAGCAGCCAGUCGUACACCCCCGGCUCGUCCAUGCAACGGGUCAGCAUGGUCCGGAGUGGCCCGUUGCUGGGCAUGAGCGCCCAGCGACUGGGCAACGUACCCAGCCUGGUCAAAAUACCCGCCGAGAACCCCCGCUUCGAGGGCGGCCAGGCCUUCCAGGAGCUCCGUAUGCGCGAGAAGGAACAGAUCAAAGGGCUGAAUAACCAGUUCGCCUCUUUCAUUGACAAGGUGCGGUCACUGGAGCACCGCAACAAGCAGUUGGAAAUGCACUGGAAACUGCUGCAUGAGAAAGGUGUGCGUAGCUCCAACAUUGACAGCCUCUUCCAAGUUUACUCCAACAACCUCAAGCAGCAGAUCGACUCCCUAGCCCAGGAAAAGCUUCGCCUGCAAUCCGAACUGGAAGGCAUGCAGGGAAUGGUGGAAGAUUACAAGACCAAGUAUGAAGACGAAAUCAAUUUGCGUACAGAAAGGGAGAAUGAAUUUGUCAUGAUCAAGAAGGAUGUCGAUGAAAGUUAUCUCAACAAGGUGGAACUGGAGGCUAAACUGGAGAGCCUUACUGAUGAAAUCAAUUUCCUGAAGGAUAUAUUUGACGAGGAGAUCCAUGAUCUGCAGGCCCAGAUCAAGAACACUGCUGUUACUCUGGAGGUUGACACGAGCCGUAAACUGGACCUCUCCAGUAUCCUCAAUGAUGUCCGCUCUCAAUAUGAAGGAAUGGUGGUUAAAAUGCGCCAAGAUACUGUGGCCUCAUGGGAAAGCAAGUUCAGCGACAUGAAGAAAAAUUCUGGAAAGCAUGCAGACGAUCUCCGCAUAAUGAAGACUGAGAUUUCAGACAUGCAAAGACAAGUUGGGCGACUUAAUUCUGAAAUCCAGGCUCUGAACAAACAAAAAGAGCAGCUAGAGGCAGCCAUUGUCGAAGCAGAGGGCCGUGGAGAGCUGGCCCUUUCAGAAGCUAAGAAGAGGAUCACUGAAUUGCACGAAGCCAUAGAGAAGGCUAAUAAGGAGAUGAUCUGCCAGGUACGAGAGUACCAGGACCUGAUGAACACUAAGCUUGCCCUGGACAUCGAAAUUGCCACUUACAAAAAAUUGCUGGAAGGCGAAGAGAACAGGCUGUCAACCCCAGUGAAUGUCACCUAUCAUCAUUCAGUCAAAACAGGUUAUGGACAUCCACAUCUCCAGCUCGAGAGCUUGAACCGUGGUGGGCUGGAAACAAGUGGAGUGAGCAAAUCCCUCAUUGUCAAGACCAUCGAAACCAAGGAUGGAAGAACACUCUCUGAGUCCCCCUUUUAUCCAAGAAAGUGAAAGCUUUGUGUUUUAGAGAAAGAUAUGUCUUAACAUUUCAAUCAUUUUCAAUUUCUUGAAUUUCAACUUUUCUUGGUUAAAAUGUAUCUUAAGUCAUCAUCAAAUGUCCUUUAAAGGACCUUGAGAAUAAGGAAGAAUGAAGGAUUUUGUACCAUUCAUGGUAUCAAACAUGAAAUAAAAUUUGACGAAACA